AUAUUUGGAGUUACGAUGGUACAACUGUAUAAGUAACACGUGCUAUUCAAAAUUCACCUCCAUCAACAAAUCUUCCAAAUAAUAUUAUUAAUAAUGUUAUAAAAAACUUUUCUACUUUACUUGAUCAUUAUUAAAAAUGUUAUUAAGAAGUUUGUUACAAAAUUGUAUUUUUGUAUUACAUCAAACACGAAUUAAAAUAAAUUACAGUCAAUUAAAAAAAAUUCAUCUUGAUACAACUGCCGAUUUCACUGGAGUUAGUGUUGGAAAAAUUAAAAAGUUAUUACGUUCUCAUAAUGUAAAUAUCAAUGAAGGUUACGCUUGUAUAACUGUUUCAUGUCCUAUCUGUAAUAUCAGUCAUUCUCAACAAAAUGAUUCAAAAAUAUUCAUCAAUAAAACAACAGGUUUUUUCUUAUGUCCAAAUUGCAGUCAUAGUGGAUCCUGGGAUCAACUGGAAAGUUUUUUUCAGCCAAAAAAUAAGUUAACUACUAAUGAAUUUGAACAAUUAAAAAAAACUCUUACUGUAGAAAGCGAUUUUACAUUACAAUGGCAACAAAUUAAAAAAGCUUGUCAAAAUGUCUCAAAACUACCCGGUGAUGAAUUUCAGAAUAUUAUUCAACGUUUUGCACUUCCUUCAAUCACCCAAGAACAUAUGAAACAACUUGAUUGUUAUUAUGACUCAUCAUUAUCAUCUUUAUAUUUUCCACUUACAUCAACAAAAAAUGGACGAGUAAUGGGUUACAAAAUUCUUCCAUCAGAUUCAACUCUUCCUGAAUCAACGAUUCCCAAUCUUAAAGCCAAUGGUUUAAUUACUUACGUUGAAAAAAGAACUAAACACGAGAAUGCUUCUGCAGUACUAGUGGCUACUAUUCACGAUCUUUUGGCAUUGAUAUGUAAUAAGUCGACAAAUAUUGUUAUAUGUUUACCAUAUGGACUUAAACACGUACCACUUCAAAUAUUACCUUAUUUAGAAGUAUAUAAAAAACUAAUUCUAUGGUUUGAUAAUGACAAUGCUAGUUGGGAUUCUGCUCGUCAUUUUUCGAAAAAAUUGAAUGAAAAGAGAUGUUUUUUCGUUCGGCCUACUCAACGUCAACCAAAACCGAAAGUAGCAUCGGACAAAGGUUAUAAUUUAAAAAACAUCAUCAACGAAGCUCAACCAAUUUGGCACAAAAGUAUUACCAAUUUUAGUUCAUUAAGAAAAGAUGUUUUGAGUGAUUUAGAAAAUGUUGAUAAAGUGCAAGGUGUUAAAUGGACAAGAUUUCCGACAUUGAAUCGCAUUUUAAAGGGCCAUCGUCGGGGAGAAUUGACUAUUUUGACUGGUCCUACCGGUAGCGGUAAAACAACUUUUAUGAGUGAGUAUUCACUUGAUCUUGCAAUGCAAGGUGUUAAUACCUUAUGGGGUAGUUUUGAAAUACGGAAUGCCAGGCUAGCAAAAACCAUGCUUCAACAAAUGGCAGGAGUACCUUUAGAUGCUAAUUUACAUAACUUUGAUAAUUUUGCUGACGCUUUUGAGCAACUUCCUAUUUAUUUUAUGACGUUUCAUGGUCAACAAAAUGUUGAUGUUGUUAUGGAUGCUGUUGAACAUGCCACAUACGUGCAUGACAUUUCUCAUGUUAUUAUUGAUAAUGUUCAGUUUAUGAUGGGCAUCACUGAUCACCAAAAACACAUUGAUAGGUAUUGGAAACAAGAUAUGAUCAUUGAUGCUUUUAGAUCAUUUGCCACUAAAAAUAAUUGUCAUGUUACUCUUGUUAUUCAUCCAAGAAAAGAGCGCACAGAAGACGAUUUAACGACUGCUUCAAUUUUUGGUGGUGCUAAAGCAAGUCAAGAGGCUGAUAAUAUUCUUAUUGUACAAGAUAAACGGUUAACGAACAUACGCGGCAAAAAAUACUUACAAAUCGCUAAAAAUAGAUACAGUGGUGAUUUAGGAAUUAUGAAUUUAGAUUUUGACAAGUUAAGUUUGAGUUAUCAACAAAAACCUAAAAAAAAUAAAUCACAGGAAUCACUAUCAUCAGAAUAAAUAAAUACGACGAUACUAUAGAUCAAAUA
Chelonus insularis is the source of this 2043-nucleotide messenger RNA. RefSeq names its product mitochondrial DNA helicase (gene mtDNA-helicase). Gene Ontology annotation, molecular function: ATP binding; 5'-3' DNA helicase activity; single-stranded DNA binding. Lineage: Eukaryota; Metazoa; Arthropoda; Insecta; Hymenoptera; Braconidae. The record is from RefSeq and is a predicted model, not a curated record. Gene Ontology annotation, cellular component: mitochondrion. The coding region runs from base 137 to 2014 and encodes 625 amino acids. Gene Ontology annotation, biological process: mitochondrial DNA replication. The transcript is spliced from 4 exons.